Molecule: messenger RNA, 908 nt
Organism: Erythranthe guttata (spotted monkey flower)
Lineage: Eukaryota; Viridiplantae; Streptophyta; Magnoliopsida; Lamiales; Phrymaceae
Gene: SEP2
Product: stress enhanced protein 2
Biological process (GO): cellular response to high light intensity
Source: RefSeq, a predicted model, not a curated record
GAAUCUUCUUCCUCAACAAUAUAUAUAUAUAAUAUUCUCUCUCUCUAGAUCUCUCUCUCUCUCUCAUGGCCAAUACGGCGGCUGCUCAUCUGCGGCCGAUCUUGUGUCGUCAGCCCAGGGCGGAGAAACCGGCGGUGCCGGAGUUUCAGAAGCUGAAGUCGGCGGCGGCGCCGGAGUAUGGGAACGGGAAGAUCGUGCUGCAGCCAAGGCUGUCCACACUUAGAUCGUACGGCGGCGAGCGGGUGGUACAGGUGGUGUUAAAGUCCGGUAGGGAAAAUGAAGUGUCGCGUUUCUUCGAGAUUCUUUCGGAUUAUGUCGAGACCUAUAAUCGGAGUCGCGAUUUUGAGAUCAUCUCCGGUCGUCUUGCCAUGAUCAUAUUUGCAGCAACACUAGGCAUGGAAAUCGUGACCGGAAAUUCAGUAUUCCGAAAAACGGAUAUUCAAGGAAUAGAGGAAGCUAUAGGUGUUUGCAUGGCAGCUGUAACUAGCGCUGCCGUUUUCGCUUGGUUUUCAAGCAACCGUACCAGAGUCGGAAGAAUCUUUACUGUUGGAUGCAACACAUUUAUUGAUUCCCUCAUUGAUCAAAUCGUCGACGGAAUAUUCUACGAUACUGAUAUCAGUGAUUUGUCGGACGAAAUCUAAACUUUUUUUUUUAAUAACUAUCGGUGGAAAAUAUACGGUUUUUGAUGAUCUCUGAGAUCAUCUUGCAAUUAUAGGAAGUUCGAAUACUUUUAUGGAUAUAUUAUUGCUUGUAAAUAGAUAGGUUGUUAGAUAAUCGAAGUUGUCUGAAAAAAUAAUCGAUGCCCUAGUCGAUAUAUUACUGGUUUUUCUUUUUUAAACCAGAGUUGUAUUCGGUCAAGAUAAUUAUAUUAAAGAGUGCUGAAUUAUACUGUAAUAUAUUUUUAUUUU